This is a messenger RNA of Knipowitschia caucasica, 528 nucleotides long. NCBI's taxonomy places the organism in Eukaryota, Metazoa, Chordata, Actinopteri, Gobiiformes, Gobiidae. The record is from the annotation of a GenBank genome assembly.
AUGAAAGAAGGCGGCUGCAGGAGCCUCCGACCCGUCCUGCUCAGAGCAGUUGUGUCUGUGGUCUUCAUUGAGUCUGUGGUCUUCACUGAGUUUGUGGUCCUCACUGAGUCUGUGGUCUUCACUGAGUCUGUGGUCUUCACUGAGUCUGUGGUCUUCACUGAGUUUGUGGUCCUCACUGAGUCUGUGGUCUUCACUGAGUCUGGGGUCUUCCCUGAGUCUGUGGUCUUCACUGAGUCUGUGGUCUUCACUGAGUCUGUGGUCUUCACUGAGUUUGUGGUCCUCACUGAGUCUGUGGUCUUCACUGAGUCUGUGGUCUUCACUGAGUUUGUGGUCCUCACUGAGUUUGUGGUCUUCACUGAGUUUGUGGUCUUCACUGAGUUUGUGGUCCUCACUGAGUCUGUGGUCUUCACUGAGUUUGUGGUCCUCACUGAGUCUGUGGUUUUCUCUGAGUCUGGGGUCUUCCCUGAGUCUGUGGUCUUCACUGAGUCUGGGGUCUUCCCUGAUGGAGCUGUUGUGGUGUUGAUGUGA